Molecule: messenger RNA, 967 nt
Organism: Lacerta agilis (Sand lizard)
Lineage: Eukaryota; Metazoa; Chordata; Lepidosauria; Squamata; Lacertidae
Gene: TAL2
Product: TAL bHLH transcription factor 2
Exons: 2
Coding region: 79-432 (117 amino acids)
Biological process (GO): regulation of transcription by RNA polymerase II
Molecular function (GO): DNA-binding transcription factor activity, RNA polymerase II-specific; protein dimerization activity; RNA polymerase II cis-regulatory region sequence-specific DNA binding
Source: RefSeq, a predicted model, not a curated record
GCGAACUUGGGCUGCAGGCGAACACUUCUGCAAGAUCAGCUUGCACCAGCUUUGGAAAAGUUCUGCCAGUUCUUGAGAAUGACCAGAAAGAUCUUCACCAACAGCAGGGAGAGGUGGAGGCAGCAGAAUGUCAACAGCGCAUUUGCCAAGCUGAGGAAGCUCAUUCCCACCCACCCUCCGGACAAAAAGCUCAGCAAGAACGAGACCCUCCGCUUAGCUAUGAGGUACAUCAACUUCCUUGUCAAGGUGCUCGGGGAGCAAGGCCUGCAGCAGCCAGGGAUGAAUCCACGGGGAAGGAUACUGGGACUGUUCCAGCCAAGUCCAAGUUUGGAAAGCAUGGAAGAUUUGACUCUCAUUGAAGACUCUGAGGUCCCUUCUCCCAACACAAGCAGCAACGCUCCAGAGUGCUGGUCAGAGGCAUCGUCCCCGUGACGUGCUGUUUGUCAGGGCUGUAGUCCUCCUGGUAGUAAUUUGAUAGUUUCCCUUCUUUAUACAAGUUGUGGGUUGUCUGCCUAUGUACAGUAUUUAUAUAUAUAUAUAUCUUUUGCUCUUUUAACGAAUGUAUUUUGUGUAACGGUUUCUUUGGGAGAUGCUAAUUUUCAGUACUUAAAAAGAGGGAUAUCAAAUCUCUGGAAGUUGAUCAGGAUUCCAACAACUCUACUUGCCACAAAGUGCUUUGACCUCAAGGCCAAGGAUCUUUGAUACGACCCACAGAAAACUACCCAUGAUGCAUUGGUGAGAGUUAUUGGAGCCAAUAGCUGGUGACUGAGCAGCAACGUAACUUCUAGACCCAGUUCAUACAAUUAUUGGGCUGUGGAGUCCUUUUCCGUGGUGGAGUGAGUCCUCUCUACCUUGUGUCCUGCAAUGUGUGCCAUGAGGGCUGCAUGUGAUCUCCUCUUACCUUUCCUAAAAGGAAAGAAACACUUGAGUUGGGCCACUGCAGAGAAAGUUGCAUGAGGAAAAACUU